This is a messenger RNA of Episyrphus balteatus (marmalade hoverfly), 1576 nucleotides long. RefSeq lists its product as uncharacterized. The transcript has 4 exons. The record is from RefSeq and is a predicted model, not a curated record. The coding region runs from base 185 to 721 and encodes 178 amino acids. NCBI's taxonomy places the organism in Eukaryota, Metazoa, Arthropoda, Insecta, Diptera, Syrphidae.
UAUCAUAUAAUUAUUAUUUUGUGUUUCAGAUAGUCAAAAAAAAAGUAGAGCGUCUCGGGAGCAGCUCGAAUUUUUUGUUGAUUUUGCCAAGAAGAAUCCGGGACUUCUUGCUAACAAAAACGGCCCCACAAACCUCCACCGGGUCAAGGGCUUAUGGAAUCAAGUAGCAGAAGGGCUUAAUUGCAUGGGUGGUCCUGUAAGACCUGCUCUGAAAUGGAAGGAGACCUUGACUCACUGGAAGCAUUCCUUAAGGUCCCGAGCUAGAAAGCUAAAAAUUCAGGGACGAGUAACAGGAGGCGGUCCUCCUCCAACAGAAAAAACAUUAAGUGACUUUGAGGAGAGGGCACUGGGCUGCUUCGGAGCGAUAGCGGUGGAUGGGUUACCGGGUUUGCCAACCCUGGGCCUUCCAAAUGAUCCGGCUUCUUCACAGUAUGAAAGAGGAGUGCCAGAGGAGUGCCUAGAAGUACCUUCAGGCUCCCAAACGACGGCUGCGGAUGCAGUUUCUUUUGAAAAUUUAAGCCAGUCACAGAACCUUAGGUACUACGAUGAUGUGGAAGAAAUCCUACUGUCGCUAACUUCGGAAGCAGUCCCAGUUCCCUUACAACCGACACUGCCUUUACAACAACCCAACAAAAAGAAGAUUGACAGCACUCAGGCAUUGCUGCAAACGGUAAUAAAAAAAAAUAGACGAAAAAAAUAUACGGGAUACAGCAAUGCUUGAAGAAUUUUUCAAGGUGCAGAACUCGUUGGCUGAGGCGAUAAAAGGGCUGGGAGAUACAGUCCGUUACCUCGCGGACUCUAUCUCCCAGCAUAAUGCAUCUAAAGUGGACGAUGCAAAUCAAAGCAAAUCAUUUUCGUCUAGCGAUUAGAAAUAACCUAAUGUAGACAAAGCAAUAAAAUGCUAGUCAUUAAAUAAUUUUGAAGUUCCUAUUUAUUAUUUUUUUUACGUGAAAUAACUUUUAUUUUCUAUUUUAAGUAGAAUUUUUGUUUUUUUUUGUUUUUUAUUACCUAAUGUUUAAGAAUUUUUAGUUUUUUUUUUAUAACUUUAAGUUUUAAAGUAUGAAUAAAUAAUUACCUAUGUGAAUAAAAACAGUUAAUUUACUUGUUGUUGUUUUACAAUUGUUUUUUUUUCCUUCCUUAUUUACCAUUUUGUACGACUUCAAGAAACAAAGCAAUUUUUUCAUAUAAAUCUAUCCUACAGACAUGUUUUUUGUGUAUUCUAAUUCUGGUUGGUUAUACCUUUGACACACUGUUAGUAAAGAUACAUACUAACCAACGCAAAAAAGUAAGUAUCUCUACCAUGGAGCUUCCCUUUUACAAGACUCGUGUUGGCAUUCAUUUCACUUCCAAGUCCCAAAGUCGGCAGCUGGACUUGUGUGUCAACAUUUACUUAUGUGUAAAAUGCAGAACAGAACAAACCAAAUUCGCUCGUCUGAAUCUCAUUAACUUCAGAUUGACAAAACGGUAGUUUUAUAGCAACUAGUUAGUGUUGUUGUGAAUCAAACUACCACGAGUAAGUUAUCACCCUUUGAAUAGGCAGUACGCCUAUGUUCCAUAAUUUUCAAAUAAUCCUUUG